AGCUGCUUUGAAGCGGAGUCGCUGUCGGGGCUGCGCGAUUGUCCCUCCUUCCCUCCCAGCUCCCCACUCGCGCCUCUAUCCCCACCCGUCCCACACCCCACGGCGAGGGGCAGGGCGGGGGGGGGGCAACCGGAGCCGCAGCCCCCUCCUCUCCUCCCCGCCCCCUUGCUCCGGCCUGGCUGCUUGGCUUCGAGCCCUUUGCCUCUGGCGGCUCAAGAACCUUCCUUGGUGGUGUCGGGGCCACGAAAUCGUUUGGCGAGGGGGUUUGGCAAGGGUCCUCUGACUUAAAAGAUUCUUGAGAUGCCUUGAUUGCAAGGGGUUGGGCUAGAUGACCCCUGGACUCCCUUGCAAUUCUGUCCUGAGGAGCCUGCCGGGUUCCCGACCCCCCAUCAUCCCUCGGGCUGGUGGAAGUUGGGGGUCCGUAGGCGUAGGCAGGGAGGGAGAUAGCUGCCUCCCAAGUCAAUAAAAAUCAAUUCAAAUAUUUAUCUGAGGUUUUCCACCACCUACCGGUAACAAAAGCCUGCCCGCCCAUCCCCCACCCCCAAAUCCUGGCCACACCCAUGUGGGGGUCCCGGCAACAUCUGGAGGGCUGCAAGGUUUAGCCACCUCUGCUGCAGUGGGUAUAUAGCUUUGAAAGCACACUACCCAGCCUGCAACGUUAGCUACAAAUGUGAUGGAAGACAGCAAGAGUGAAAAGGUCGCAGAUAUUAUUCGGCUUAAUGUUGGCGGGUGUAUAUACGCUGCUAGGCGUAAAUCUUUAUGCCGCUUUAAGGACUCAAUGCUAGCAUCUAUGUUCAGUGGACGAUUUCCUCUGAAAAUGGAUGACUCAGGAGCUUGUCUUAUUGAACGAGAUGGCAGUCUCUUUAAAUACCUCUUGGAUUAUCUUCACGGAGAGGUUCAGCUACCAGAAGAUGAGCAGACGCGAAUUGCAUUGCACGAAGAAGCUGAUUACUUUGGCAUUCCUUACCCUUACAAUCUUGCUGACCAUUUGGCCAAUGAAAUGGAAACCUAUUCUUUAAGAUCAAACACUGAACUCAAAAAGGCACUUCUAGAUUUUUGUGAGUCUUACGGCUUGAUAUGCACUAAACCUACGGUGUGGGUCUUACACUACCUCAACACUUCUGGUGCAAGUUGUGAGAGUAGAAUAAUAGGUGUGUAUGCCACAAGAGUGGAUGGAGAAGCAGCAAUUGAAAAGGAGCUGGGAGGAAGAAUACACAGCAAAAAUAUUUACAAGAGGGAAGCCGGAAACAAUGUCCAAUAUAUCUGGAGCUAUUAUUCAGGGUCCGAAUUGGAAAAGAUGAUGGAUGCAUUUGAGACUUGGGAAGGGAGAGGUGUCAGUUAUUGGCGAGUCCCGCAGGAACUGAUAGAAUGUUGGACUCUUGAGGAACGCCCUUUGAAAGGAAGUCUCCAAAGCAUGUCUCCAAUUCAUAGACGACAAUUAAUAGAUCUUUCUGAAGAAGAAGAAGAAAGUCACUUGAGCAGUAGAACAGGCCGAAAGCCAAUUCAGUUUUCUGGUCCAUCAACAAGUACUCGCAUCACAAUUAAGAAUUCUGCUUUUGUAAAGGUAGCAGUAUGCCCUACAUCUUCCCGUUCCCAGAAGACUCUUAAGCGACCUAGCAGAGACAGUUCGUUGCUGUGCAAAGACGUACCAAAACCAGCAGCACCCACACCAUUGAAUAAAAAUUCUCAAGAAUCUGUUAGGAGCACUGAAAAUGGGGCAGACUGUCACAGGACGCUAAAGGCCCCAUUCUUGAAGAAGCCUGCAACCAGUCGCGCGGUAAAACUCAAGCGGACUCCACUCUGCAAAGACCGGUUAACUCAACACACUUUCCAAGUGCUAAGUACGGUAGCUGAGCACCAAGUUCCAUCUGUUGCAGUUGGCUCUACUCCUGCUUCCCCAAACUUAGGCCAGGAGGAAUUUGGACACUCCGAGGAAAACGUUACUGCUAAGAAUCAUUUAUAGGAAGACCAUAAAUGUGACACAUUUGGGAGGGGGGAACAUUCACAUUUAUAAUCACAUUUAUAAUGAUUUUUCUCUGUGUGGCGAAAGAGGUAUAGGGAUGGCUUGUUCAGAAAUAUUGUGUGCUUUUUGUCGUUCAUUCAUUACAUUAUAUAAAUAAAAUUUGAGCUGCUCAGUCAUUGUAGAGUAGAGAUUGUUCCAGGCUUUGUGUAACACCUCACCCCCCUUUUUUUCUAAACCCCAAUUUUCCCACUCCAUAUAAUUUUUGUGUAACUUAAUUCUGCAUUUCUUUCCAUUUUGUGUAAUUUAUUCUACUUCUGCUCCUCCUGAAUGGCAUUAAAGGCCUACAGAGGUCAGUGAAAACUCCGUCCCCCCGGAAUUUUGUACUCUGCAAUUCUACUAGUUUCUCAGCAGGCAUUGUCCACAUUUUUUUCAAGCGUGUCUUUGUAGCUUUUUGGGCUAUAUGGCAUACCUUUUAAUUUGCACCACGGGAUCUUUCAGUAGACCUUGAAAAUUAGGCUACAUUUUGAGAACAAGCCUUGGGCUUGCAUACUGUCCCCCUUCUCUGGCACAACUAAGAAAAAACUGGAAAUCCUCUGCUUGUAUGCGAGUUGUCUUUUGAACUCUAAAAACUGUAGCUAAUGUUAGCUAGGCUUGGUUGAAACUUGCCAGUUCCAUGAACUAGGAUUUGAAAUUGGGUCCAUAGUUACAAUCAACUAGUGUGCCUGUGCUUGAAGAGCAUGACUAGUUGUAGUUAAUAUAAAACAAAAGCGAGAUUUUCAGAGUAUUUAGGCAUGUGUCAGAAGAGGAAGGAGGAAUGUGUUGGCCCAGGGCUUGCUGUAGCUUGUAUUUGUAAUACUAAGUUAUGACCAAUGUUUUGGUGUAGAUUAGGAGCUCAGAGCUAUGAACCAUGGUGUCUGGUUUGAAUUUCCACUCUUCUCUCAUCCUUAGUCCUCCACCUGCGAUACGAGGAUAAUAAUGUAGCCAUUCCUUGCAAGCUCAACGUGUAAAGAUUAUUGACAAAUCAGGAGCUGCUGCAUUAUUAAAAUCAACUUUGUGCCAUGCAUUCUGGUUUGAAAUCAAUGCAUUCAGUCAGAUGAGAGUACGCCUGCUGGAUUUUUAAAUUUAUUUUUUAAAAUCUGUGUUAAGAAAACUCUUGUCUACAGUAGCAGGAGAAAUCAACUUUCACAAAUUGGAAAAUGCUGAACCCUGGCAAUGUGAUGAAUGUGAUUAAAUUUCUAUUGAGCCAUUAACUUGAUUGAGAGUAGCUCAUCCUUCUUCUAGUGCUUAGUGUUUGGUUUGAAUUGAGUGCUCUGACCUCAUUUGUAACAUUAAAAUCCUUUUUAAGUG
Messenger RNA from Zootoca vivipara (common lizard), 3310 nucleotides. It is a transcript of the gene KCTD18, whose product is annotated as potassium channel tetramerization domain containing 18. Gene Ontology annotation, molecular function: protein binding. The record is from RefSeq and is a predicted model, not a curated record. Gene Ontology annotation, biological process: protein homooligomerization. NCBI's taxonomy places the organism in Eukaryota, Metazoa, Chordata, Lepidosauria, Squamata, Lacertidae.